AUGGCGGAACAGCAUGGUGCACCCGAGCAAGCUGCAGCGGGCAAGAGCCACGGCGGCCUUGGGGGCAGCUACAAGGUGAUCGUAUACGAAAUGGAGAACUUCCAGGGCAAGCGGUGCGAGCUCUCGGCUGAGUGCCCCAACCUGACGGAGAGCCUGCUGGAGAAGGUGGGCUCCAUCCAAGUGGAGUCUGGGCCGUGGCUGGCGUUCGAACGCAGGGCCUUCCGUGGCGAGCAGUUUGUCCUGGAGAAGGGGGAUUACCCUCGCUGGGACGCCUGGUCCAACAGCCACCACAGCGACAGCCUCCUGUCCCUCCGGCCCCUGCACAUCGAUGGCCCGGAUCACAAGCUGCAUCUGUUUGAGAACCCAGCUUUCAGCGGCCGCAAGAUGGAGAUAGUGGAUGACGACGUGCCCAGCCUCUGGGCGCAUGGCUUCCAGGACCGCGUGGCGAGCAUCCGGGCCAUCAACGGGACGUGGGUUGGCUACGAGUUCCCCGGCUACCGUGGGCGCCAGUAUGUGUUCGAGCGGGGUGAGUACCGCCACUGGAACGAGUGGGACGCCAACCAGCCGCAGCUGCAGUCUGUGCGCCGCAUCCGGGACCAGAAGUGGCACAAGCGGGGCUGCUUCCUCAGCAGCUGA
This is a messenger RNA of Prionailurus viverrinus (fishing cat), 636 nucleotides long. RefSeq names its product crystallin beta B3 (gene CRYBB3). Gene Ontology annotation, biological process: visual perception; lens development in camera-type eye. Lineage: Eukaryota; Metazoa; Chordata; Mammalia; Carnivora; Felidae. The record is from RefSeq and is a predicted model, not a curated record. Gene Ontology annotation, molecular function: structural constituent of eye lens. Bases 1 to 636 code for a protein of 211 amino acids. The transcript has 5 exons.